AUGACAACGGACGCGUGUAACUCCACCGCCGCAGUACAUCUUCCGAUGCACCCGGAGUUGGGCACAGGCCACGAUGGCCCACCCGUCUCACCGGGCGACGACUUUCUCUUUGGGAAACUCGUCGCGGAGCGCCAGAAAAUCCAGCUCUCCCUUGAGCGCCGGAAGCGGAAGGAAGAGCUCGUGCGAAAGCGCGAACAGGGAUUCCAGACGCACAUCAACGGGGCCAACGAGGAGAGGUUGCUGCAUCGCAACAAGCAAAUCCAGAUGCAGCAUAACCGCACGAGGCCCAAUCGUGCCUUUGGCGUUGUGGGGCAGAGUGCGCUUCUCGGUCCCGCAAGUCAAUCCGUAGCACCGCACCAUCCGCAAUCCGUGAUUACCGGCGCGAGUGCCGCAGCCAGUAGCUCCAGCACCGCCAGGCACUUUGUCCCAAAUUUUGUCGCGUCAACGACACCACAGAUGAACGCAAAUAGUAUAAUCCCACAGCAGCAAGCAAAAACGGCUACGGCGCCGAAGUCCUGGAAAAAGGAAACAGUCGAGCUGCGCGCGGAGGACGGCAGGCUGAUCAAGUUAUCGCCGUUUGGAGAACAAGUUUCGGUUGAUCCGGAAACUACACAAGACGGGCACUACAGAAGUACUAGCAAUAGCGCUCACCACGUUCUUCACCUUCCUAUUGUGCCGGACGAAGAGGACUACGACGAAGAACUUGGGCAAGAAUCGUCCCCAAACGAAGCAAAGAUGUCAAUGUCCCCAACGUCCGGGGGACGAACACAGCACGAAAAAGCGGUAUCGGAUGACGUCGUCAACGUGUUAACAAUGCUGGAAACCGCACCGACGGAAGCGCUGGAAAAGGUGCGUGCCAGUCUGCGCUUGUCGAGGUCGAACUUACCGACUAUUGGGGGACACCAGCCCCAGGGGGCAGCCGGAUCCGUACCCUCUCCGACGACCGUGGACAAGAGAGCCAUCGCUCGAGAAGAGGAGGACUUCGGCCUGGACGACUUGAGAAGAGACAGCACGCGGAAGCCGUAUUACGGCGGCCGGGCCGGUGCGGACGAGACGGACGACGAACAGGUGCUGAUGGGGAACUCCUUUGAGUUCCUUCCUUCCACGGGAGCUGGAUGCAGUGCGCGAAAGGGAGGCAUCAUUCAAGAAUCUAGCGCCGUUGGUGCUGGACAGCACGCAAACGACCAAGCGGAACAAACCAAGGACGUAGAACCAAAAGACACAAAUUUCUCUGCGAUUGCUGCGGCCAUGGCCGCGGAAAACCAGGCUGCCAUGGCGCAAGAGCGCAAGCGCUCGGUCCACGGCGAAGUGACGCAAUCGCGACUGCCCGUCAGUGCCUCAGCUGCAGAAGCCCUGCGGCCCCCGUCCGCGGUCGCCAGUAGGAGAACAAGUGUGGAUGUGCAAGUUGAGCCCCCAGAGAUGAACAAGGUUGCUGUGCCGGUCGUGUCAUCUACGAGUCGUGCAGGCCAGAAGUGUCUGCAAACGACCGAACCGCGCUUACCGAUCGACGACCGGACGGCCGAGAGGUUCCGGCCACCUUCCGCAGUGAGCUCGCGCCCACGGAGCCGAAUGAGCCAAGUGCACGUGGAGUACACGGAGAUCGUCUCGACGAGCUGCGACGCGAACACAAGUUCCGGAUCGACUGUCGCAGUUCGUACAAAUGCAGGAGAUCAUUAUUUCCCGGUUCCCGUCGUCCCGGUUCCCAGUGGUGAUUGUCAACUCACAGGAGGUCAUCCCAACGACGUAAACGACGAGAAACAACAUGCUCCAGGACUCUCCGCGGGAGAACACGACUGUCAGGAAACCCCGCGGAUGCGCACUUGGUCGACCAGCAGUCAACAGACGGACAGUCUGAUUCAGCGCAUUCAAGAAUUGGAUGAGGAAAAGCAACGUGCGCUGGAGCAGCUUCUCGACCACUGGUGGGACCUGCCGCGGAUUAUGCAGGAAAACAAUCAAGAAGUCGUCGAGCAGAAGUGGACUUGGAAUCGUGCUGGAGAUGAUGAGAUGAAGCCGAAAGACGACCAAGUUGUUCCGCAUGAACAAAACGGGGACGACGAAAACAGUGCAGAACCUCCGGGAUCGACCGAGUACGGAUCGUGUCUGAGCCGUGUUGGGGGUAGCAAGAACGCGGAGCCGGAUGCCGUAGUGCCGAUAGCAGCGGAUGACGGGAGCUACGGAAGGGAGCAGAACGGAAGUUCCGGAUCGGGCACGAUUGGCCCGGAGGACGGUGCGAAUCCCGGAGGCCGGACGCACGGUGGCGGGGUCGGGGCGAAUGACGAGGAGAAAAACGACAUGGCGGAGGAGGGCGAGAAGCUGAAAACGAAAAAUUCUGACGAUGAAGAGGACGAGCCCGACAGUGUGGGUUCGAAGCGAAGACUGCAGGUCAAACUUGCAGUCUUGUGCAACCACAGCCAAUCCGGCUACGCAUGCGAGCUGAAAGGGGUGAAAGUUUAUCGCACCAGCAGUGGGGGUCGUUGUACUAGCAGCGACGAGAAGAGGAAGGUGUGUCGUGUCCGGCCGCAAACCAUCCAGGCGACCGGAUUGACGGAAGGUGGAAAGACACUGCAUAGGCUGUUCAGGAGGAGAACAACUUCGAAGACGGCUAGCACAACGCUACUGUCAUCUUGGAGUGGAAAGACCGCUGCAGCAACUGGGAGCUUCGUUCUCCGAUUCGAAGCAGACCUUCCUGAAGCCACGACAUCAAAUGGCCACACUUCUACUUCCGACGACUCGUAUUGCAUCGCGCUGGAAAAUAGCAGUUCUGCGAUUCUAGCGCUGUGCGACGCGGACGUCUCUGCCACGAUCGUCACUGAGCAAUUCAGCGGGGCAACCGGCGGGAAUCUGCUCACUGCCGAGGGUGAUGUCUUGCACGCGCGCGUCCGCGGCAUACCCGCUGCGAGUGGAGAGCAGGUGUACAGUCUGGCAGUGCACCAGCACAUUCAACCUGAAGUUAAUAAAAAAAGCGACCACCUCGUCUCUAGUGACCCGAAUUCGAGUGACGCGACUGUCUACGAGACCGAGCAGCCCGUGCCGAUGCUGAUCGAGGGCGUAUCACGGGCCACUCCCGCAACCUCCGCACGGCAACAGGAAGACAAACUUCUUGACAAGGAACAGCAGAAGAAGCAUCGAUCGAAUGCCAACACCCUCUCCAUCUCUGCGGCUGCCCCUUCUCGCAGCACAACUUCCUCGCCGGUAGCUUCGAAUAAGAAGACCCAAAAUCGCCACCAGCAGUCCAUGCUUGCGAGCUUUGACGCUUUGGAGAAGUCCGCAAGUCGGAAGUUUUUCGAGCCGUUGCGGGGAGCGGGUGGUGGGGACGGAAACAAAAGAGCAGCAUACGACUUUGGGUUCGACGAAAUUGAGAACGAAGCGGAGAAUGAAGAAGGAACUGGUAAUUCCAUGCCCACGGUGGACGAUCACGAAGCUUUGCUCUACGAUCCCUCGUUUGCCGCAAACGCCUCAAACACAGGCACUAAUUUCAGCGAAGGCAACCCCCCGCUUGUCGUACCCGACGCUCGGCCCUCUCGACGCGAGCAGCUCCAGCAAGGAGCAGGUGGCGCAUUGCCAGCUGCUGCGCUGCAGCGGGCAGGCGUACCGAAGAGCAGCGCGUCUAGCAGCAGCGAGGACGAGGACUUCAAGCAUUUGCGUGUUGAGGCCGAGAAGUGCGGAGAGCCGGGCAUUCUCCCCUCCCCGCCGAACGCCAUGGCGGACUACUACUUGGCCAAUGACUCCGCUGUGGCAGGGAGCUACUACGACGGUUCGGCCAUCGACCACAACUGUGUCGGUGCUUCCCUGCUGCCGCCGGAGUACUACACAGAUACCGCGCCGAACUCGGAGGCAGAAGUAGUAGAAAGCAGCCCGGGGGUCACUAGUACUGCGCAAAAUACAACAACGGCUAUGAAUCCUCGACCCGCGAUCCCCCUUGUGAUGCCGACGUUGCCUCGGGGAAAACUCUUGGUCUUCAACUGCGCAUCCACCUGGGGCGAUCCGGACUUUGUGGGGCUGGCUGGAAUCGAGAUCUUUGAUGAUAAGGGCGAGCUCGUGGUCCUCCCGGACGUGGAAAAUCAGGUAAGUGCGGAGCCCGACAGUGUGAACGUGUUGCACGGGCCGAACAGUGGACAAGUGCUGGACCCCCGGACGCCCGACAAACUCUUCGACCAGGUGAAUUUGACGCGGGACGACUUUCACGUCUGGCUGGCGCCCUUUCGCUGCGGCAAGCCCCACACCGUGAUGGUGGACCUUCUGGAGGAGAAAUGCGUCAGCAUGAUCCGCAUCUGGAAUUACAACAAGUACAUACAAAACUGCUUCUCCUUCAUCUCUUCGUGAUGUUUUUUGGCAUGACCUCUGGUGUUUUGAUUGAAGUGAGUGAUCUGAUUUCAAGUAUGCCUUCAACUGUUGCCGGAGAUUUGAUUUUAGAGUUUUCGUUUGAAGAUGAUGCCACCUCCACCGCAACACGCAGGUCGCGACUACACGCCAACCGCGGAUGUCGCAUCAUGGAGAUAUUUCUAGAUGUAUCCUCGAAAGCAAAAGGUUGUAGUCCGGCACGACAAACCUAAAUCAGAGUCUUGCAGCAACUUACUCUCGCGGGAGGCAGAAGAUAGAAAGACGUCCUGAUGUUGCAGAUGUUGUUUCAUGUCUUUGCAUCCGUUGGUUAUGAAUACAUAUUUCAUAUCUUCGGUUUUUUGUUUUUCGUGUUCGGGAUGACCCACUGUAUUUUCCCAUGGAUAACCUAAGACGCCGAUUUUCGUGGGCGAGAUUCGCAAGGCCUCCGGGGAUCUGAACCGGCCCGACCAGGUGUGUGAGCACUUGCUAUUCUGCGGGGAAGAGCAGUCCGAGGUCCUAGAGAAGAUCGAGGAACGCGACUGGCUUCCGCGCCUGGCGCCCGAGAUUGGCGACCCGGAGUUCUUGCUUCAGGGCAGCAGUGAAGAAGAGGAGAUCCUGGACGACGACGGGAAUGUAGUACGGCGGCGGAGAAGAAGUAGUACUGAAAACUAUGCGGACGAUGACUCGGAUAUUGGGAACUUCUUCGACGAGGACGAGUCUCUGCUAGGUGACAAGCUUUGGAAAAUCGAAGUCCCCGCAAGUUCGGGAACUGAGGGCGAGUUUGAAGAUUGAUAUUUGCAGGGAGGGAAUCGUUGUGGUAGAUGGAAGUAUGCAAUAAAUUGAAUUUCCGUCUUCACCUGCUGUGUGGUCUGUGAUAGGUGAUCGCUAUCAUUUACUGCGAUCCCAGCACCACAACUUCGCCUCCGCUACUGGGAGAGGCACGGGCGCCCGGGAAUCCAUCGUCGAUCUGAGCAUGAACAUGAAGUGGAUUAUUGCGCAGGAGUAGAAAAUGAAACAAUUCCACCGCUCGUGAGGAAGUACAAGCUUUGCUGUCAUGUCCCUGGGCGCUGCCCUUCAUGUCCAUAGUUUCUGGAAGUGUUCCCUAAAGUAGCAGCC
Messenger RNA from Amoebophrya sp. A120, 5436 nucleotides. Lineage: Eukaryota; Dinophyceae; Syndiniales; Amoebophryaceae. The record is from the annotation of a GenBank genome assembly.